UCCUAAAGUUUCAUGUUUGUCUUCUUAACGAAAACAAAGUGCGAAAAAUCUCAGAAUUACCGAUGAAAUCUGACCGGAAUGAUCGCCGGAUUCUGACGUUUCCAGCCGUGCAUCCGUGCGAGGGGAUUUCUGCGGCGACGCUUCUCGGCUCACUCAUCGCCCUGUCUCGAAACAUAUGCAGCUUCAAAUCCAAAUUCUUCCCCACACAGAGGAGGAAUGCCCGGGAAACCAUCAGGCAAAUCGGAAUCCUCUUGAUUUUCUUCGAGGAAAUUCGCGAUCAUUUCCCCGGAAUCUCAGAGUCCAUAGUCCUCUGCCUCUCAGAGCUGCACAUAACGUUCCAGAAUAUUCACUUCUUAUUGGAAGAUUGCACCAGAGAAGGCGCGAAGUUGUGGAUUCUAAUGAAGGCGCUUUCGGUUGCUACCCAAUUCCGGGUUCUGAUUAGGUCCGUAGCAACUGCUCUCGAUGUUCUUCCAUUGCAGUCCAUUGGGGUUUCCGGCGAAAUCAAGGAGCUAGUUCUGAUGGUAGCUAAUCAGGCACAGAGGGGGAGAAUGGAGCUGGAUUCUGAUGACGAGAAGGCCAUGAAAUGGGUGAUUUUGAUAUUGAAUCAGUUCGAGAAUAGAUUGGAGCCGGAUCCUUUGCUCAUCAGGAAAGUUCUAGAUUAUAUUGGUGUUACGAAUUGGGGAGAAUGUAAUAAGGAGAUUAAAUUGUUGGAGGAAGAGAUCAGUGUGGAAUGCUCAGAGAAUCAUGGAAGAGAAGUGCCGUUGCUUAGCAGCUUAGUAGGGUUUAUGAGCUAUUGCAGGGGAGCUCUGUUUCUGGACAGUUGCUAUGGCAGAAACAUUGAUGAUCAAUCGGAAGGGAUGAACAGUACGGAGACGGUGAGUUGUCUAAAUCCAGAGGAUUUCCGGUGUCCGAUCUCGCUGGAACUCAUGACUGAUCCGGUGACGGUGUCCACCGGACAGACGUACGAUCGCGCUUCGAUUCAGAAAUGGCUCAGUUCCGGCAACCUCCUGUGCCCUAAAACAGGGAAGACAUUGACAAGCACCGAAUUAAUCCCUAAUUCAUCUCUCCGGAAGCUCAUCCAACAGUUCUGCUCCGACAACGGCAUCUCCCUAUCGAAAUCCCGGAAAACGAGCUGUGAUAUAUCGAGAACGAUCGUCCCCGGAAGUCCAGCCGCGGCUGAAGCCAUCAAGUUCCUCUCGGAAUUCCUAGCUCGCCGCCUCCGUUCCGGCUCCGACGAGCAGAGAAACAAGGCGGCUUACGAAAUCCGUUUGCUGGCGAAAUCAAACAUUUACAACCGUUGUUGCCUGAUUAACGCCGGAGCCAUCCCGCCCCUCCUGCACCUCCUCAGCUCCGCCGAUCCAUCCACACAGGAAAACGCAAUUUCUGCUCUUCUGAAGCUCUCCAAACACACAAACGGCAAGACAACGAUCGUUGAACACGGCGGCGUAAACCCUAUCGUUGAAGUCCUUAAAAAUGGAGCGAAACUGGAAGCCAAGCAAAUUGCGGCGGCGAUAAUCUUCUACCUCUCCUCAACCAGGGAACACCGCAAACAGAUCGGAGACACUCCGGGGCUAAUCGAAGCCCUAAUCGAACUCAUGAAAAUCGGAACACCGUGCGGGAAAAAGAACGCCAUUGUCGCAAUCUUCGCCCUGGUUCUUAACCACCGAACCAACCACCAAAAAAUACUCUCAACUAACGCGAUCGAGAUUCUAGUUAACCUCCUAUCUUCUCCCCAGAAAGAAGACCUCACAACAGACGCUCUAGCCGUUCUAGCCACAUUAGCAGACACCAAGCAAGGAUCAACGGCGGCGCUCCAGGCCUCCGCACUGCCGGUAAUCUCCACCAAAUUGCAGACCGUCAGUUCUCGUCCUGGGAAAGAAUACUGCGUCUCCAUCUUGCUGUCUCUGUGCACCCAUUGCGGCGGCGACGUGACGGCGGUUCUGGCCAGGGACCAGUCCCUAAUGCCCAGGCUCUACCCACUGGUGUCGGAGGGAACCGCUCAGGCGAGGAAGAAAGCGAGAUUGCUCAUUCGGAUUCUUCACAAGUUUUGCGAAAGUAGCUCUUCCACACUGCCCAGAGAAAUCGCACAGGAACAGUUCAUUGGAGUACGCUGAAAAUCUCAAUGAAGGAAUUCAUUCUUUUUCGGAUCAGUGUAUAUACUUUUGAAUUUUGAUUACAGAUUACACGAAGUUGUGAUGUUUAGCUCUAUAUCUUUUUUUGAAAUGAGCUAAACCAUAUAGGGAAAAAUAAUACUUGUAACAAAUUUUUUUGUUUGAUUUGUCA
Messenger RNA from Ipomoea nil (Japanese morning glory), 2283 nucleotides. Its product is annotated as U-box domain-containing protein 19-like. The coding region runs from base 63 to 2114 and encodes 683 amino acids. The record is from RefSeq and is a predicted model, not a curated record. Gene Ontology annotation, molecular function: protein binding; ubiquitin-protein transferase activity. Gene Ontology annotation, cellular component: cytoplasm; nucleus. Gene Ontology annotation, biological process: protein ubiquitination. The transcript has a single exon. Lineage: Eukaryota; Viridiplantae; Streptophyta; Magnoliopsida; Solanales; Convolvulaceae.